CUGCUUUUAAAAUGGCCUCUGAGGACCUCUGCUUUAGUUACACGGUGCCGGGCUCGAACGAGAAGCACAGGAGGGCUCGUAACUGGACGGAUUCUGAGAUGAAAGCUCUUGUGUACAUUUGGGAAGAGUAUGUGACAGAGCUAAAGAAGGCUAAGCGCAAUGCUAAGAUCUACGAGACAAUGGCUAAGCAACUUUACGAAUUAACUGGCGAACAGAGACACAGGGAAGAGAUUAAGAUGAAGAUUACCAACAUGACUUUCCAGUUCAGGCAACUGAAGUACACAGCAAAUGGAAGCAAUGCUACACCUGACUGGCCGUACUACAAAUCUAUUGAGAGGAUCUUGUCAAAGGUACCAGACCAUGCCCAUAUGAGCCCACCGAACCUCUCGACGUCUGGCCCGUCCACUUCUCAACUCGAGACUUCUGUGCCCCAGUCAGCUCCGCCAAGUGGGUUUCUACCCGAGUACACUGGUUCCUCAGAGGAGAGAGAAAUCAACGAUGAGGAGGAAGGCCUAACAGAGAACUCAGAGAGUUCUUUUGAGACCAGGUCCCAGCCACAUAAGAGGAGGAGGCUUUCGCAUGUGUCACUGCGCCGAAAGAAGCUGCGUGUCCUGGAUGCAAUGCUGCAGGAGCAACGCAGGAUAAGCCGCGCUGUUGAGGAGGCAUGUCACGAAGUUCGCCGCGUUAUGCAUCAGCAGAACUUCCUGCAGGUGCAGAGCCUCCAGCUUCAGGAGCGAAUGAUGAACCUUCUGGAGAAGAUGAUUCCUGCUUCGUCUGCCCCUUCUUGGCCUAACCCACCAGUCUCAAAGGGUUUAGGAACACCUACAACUGAGUGACAGGACCUCAGAUACGGGAUAUGGACCUUUUUUGUCUGAGAAAGUGUUGCUAUAUGCUAUCUAAGUAUAAAAGUUAUAACCAACUAGUUAGCUGUACAUUUUAGACCUGUUUAGGCACUGUUUAGUCUUCUACAAUAAAUAUGUUAUUCGAAAAUGUUGACAGAUGUAACCUACACAAAAAAAUCACUAUUUAUCUCAUUCAAACUAUCUGAAUCAAAAUGUUGUUCUCAAAAGUUAAAUGGUGAUUGUUAUGUGACACAAAAUGUGCUGUUUAUGAUAUCUGAUUUAUUUGAUUUCUAAAUUGAUGUGUUAGUUGCUAGGAAUCUUGGAUUCUUGGCUAAUUAUGUAGACAAUGUAAUGUCAGUCACGGUUGACUGGCAUCAAAAAGAUUUCAGAUUUCUUUUAAGGCAUCCUUUAAAAAGAUGUUCAGGUCAGACAGAUAACACUAAAUGGUUGGUGAUAAUGUAAACUGAAUUAGGCUGACAAGGAUUCAAAAUGGUAGAGGACAAGCUUAGUCUAGUUAGCAGUAUUACAGUUCAGUGUUACGGUGUUAUAGCAUAGCACAAUUUAGCAAAAUUACUAAAUGUUACAAAAUGCAGUUGUUUUGGUAGCAGUUUAUAUGCUGACACUCAUAUUUAGCUUAGAUCUGUUCAAAUAAACAAAAAUAGGAAAAAAAUGCUAUUCGCAUAAAAUGAGUACAAUACACCCCUUUAUGAAUUUCUGAAUUAAACGUAAUUUUGAUAUUUUUGUGUCAAAAGUGUCUAGGUGGUCCAACUGUCCGAAGAUUGUAAAAGAGAAAAAAGUGUCAUUAAAAAGUUGAAAUUCUUGAGGGGGGAAAAACAAAUAAAUAAAUAUAAAAAACAAAUUAUUUAUUUAUUGGUAUCAAUUGUCUGUCAAAUUAAAGUUAGUGACUGAACUUAAAAUAGUACGGCAGUACCAUUUCUGCAAUAUUUUUAAGAACUUGGCACGUGAGUUUUUCAAAUCUCCUUUUUAUCAUCUCAGACUAUCCUUAUCUGUCACUUAACCUUAAAGACUCCCAAAAGUAGCCAGAUAGAUUGAACCUGACUUGCACCCAAACAUUAUAAUGGUUAAUGCACCACCACAUGCUCUUUAAUUCUUCUUAAUGUUCAGGCAAGAUAGUUAAUCCUUUCUGCUGUGCCUUAAAUUGUGCACAUGGUAAUUAAUAGCAACAAACAAAUAUGUACAAUGUGUACAAAUAUGUGUACAAAUAUGAAUUUGAUCACCUCUCUUCUUUGCCUGUGAUGAACUGGCCUGUCAGGGCUUCAUGAAAGCUAGCAGUUGAUAAGAAGA
This is a messenger RNA of Onychostoma macrolepis, 2147 nucleotides long. It is a transcript of the gene msantd1, whose product is annotated as Myb/SANT-like DNA-binding domain containing 1. Lineage: Eukaryota; Metazoa; Chordata; Actinopteri; Cypriniformes; Cyprinidae. The transcript has 3 exons. Gene Ontology annotation, biological process: positive regulation of DNA-templated transcription. Gene Ontology annotation, cellular component: nuclear body. Bases 12 to 836 code for a protein of 274 amino acids. The record is from RefSeq and is a predicted model, not a curated record.